Molecule: messenger RNA, 984 nt
Organism: Colletotrichum gloeosporioides
Lineage: Eukaryota; Fungi; Ascomycota; Sordariomycetes; Glomerellales; Glomerellaceae
Product: L-threo-3-deoxy-hexylosonate aldolase
Exons: 3
Coding region: 1-984 (327 amino acids)
Molecular function (GO): 4-hydroxy-tetrahydrodipicolinate synthase activity
Source: RefSeq, a predicted model, not a curated record
AUGGCCGACGUCAGAGUACCCCCCACGGGCGUCUUCGUCCCCGUCCCGACCUUCUUCCACCCCGCCUCCGCGUCGUCAGGCUCCCUCCAGCCCAAGGUUGACGUCGAGACGCAGGUCAAGCACAGCGUCUACCUCGCAAAGAAUGGCAUCCGCGGCCUGGUCCUCCUCGGCUCGACUGGCGAGGCCAUCCACCUGAACAAGGCCGAGCGCAUCGAGCUCGUCGCCGGCGUCAAGAAGGGCCUCGAGGAGGCCGGCUUCCCCGACUACCCCAUCAUGGCCGGUGUCCUGACGAACGGCGUCGACGAGACGCUCGAGUGGCUGGAGGACUACACUAAGGCCGGCGCGCAAUGGGGUCUGGUCCUGGUGCCGGGGUACUUUGGCACGGCGGCGAACCAGGAGAACAUCAAGGAGUGGUACAACUUGAUCGCGGACAAGAGCCCGCUGCCCAUCCUUGUGUACAACUACCCCGGCGUCACAAACAACGUCCUCGUCGAGCCCGACACGUACAAGGACCUCGCCCAGCACCCCAAGAUCGUGGGCUGCAAGAUGUCCCACGGCAACGUCUCUCUCCACCUCCAAGUCUCCUCCGACCCGCGCAUCGACCACUCCAAGUUCCGCGUUUACAGCGGCUUUGGCCAGCAGCUCGCACCCAUCGUGCUCUUCGGCGCCGCGGGCGUCAUCGACGGCCUCGCCGCCUUCUACCCCAAGACCGUCUCGCGCCUGUUCGCCCUCUCCGAGAAGCGCCCCGUCGAGCAGGGCACCCUCGAGGAGGUCCAGCGCCUGCAGUACGCCGUGUCCCGCGCGGAGGACUUCAUCGGCAAGACGGGUAUCAUCGGCAUCCGUGAGGGUAUCAUUCAAAAGGCCGGCUUCGGCGCGCUCGAGGGAGGCCGUUUGCCGCUCAAGGGACGUCUGGCUGAGGCGACGUGGAAGUCGCUGGAUGCGCUGCUGUUGUCGGAUAUCGACAAGAUUGAGAAGUCCCUGUAG